Messenger RNA from Soboliphyme baturini, 1877 nucleotides. Lineage: Eukaryota; Metazoa; Nematoda; Enoplea; Dioctophymatida; Soboliphymatidae. The record is from the annotation of a GenBank genome assembly.
GUGAUGGAUCUGCUUGACGUUGGCCUGCAAGAACUUAUGCAAUACGAGGAUGCUCCGGAGAAGAACACCAUGUCUGAAAUGAUGUUGUUGUUUCUGAAGCUUUUGUCUGUGGUGGCCGACAAGGAGGCAGAUUUCAUGUUUUGCGUUUCUGAGUGCAGCCGACCACUUCUUGUCACAAAUCUGCACGUGCUUCUGCAGAUGUGUAGUCCAAAGACGUUGCAACCAGACUAUGUAACUACGCUUUCCAGCUACCUCAUAUUCAACCGGUGGUUACCUUCGCACUGUCUUUACGUCGUCAGGUUGAUUCGCUACCUUUCUUCGAACAUUCCGAAGGCCCGCCUUCUUAACUAUUUCGUUUCUUCGAGGAUAGUUUCACGGAACACUUUGUUUGGCUUCUCGUCCUGCCUAGAACUGGACGAAGUGGAUGCGGUUGUAGACUCAGAAAUCUCUCAGGAUAUUGAAGACAUUCCAGUUGACUCUCAUGCCGUUGCCAGAAUUCGUGGCCUGCUCGCGUUGGAAAUAAUUGAAAUGCUCUGUGAGUGCUUCAGACCGUUCUAUGAUCAUACCUGCAACUUGGGUCAUUUCCUGUGUGGUUUCGACUUUAUAACGACUGAACAAACUGUGCUACAGAAUCCUGGUGUUCGAAACAAUCAGAGGACGUGCCUGCACUGCGUUUUGCAUAUUCUAAACUCUGCGCUUGGGGAGGAUCUGCGGACGUUGUCUUUUGGAAUGUUGGUCGAACCAUCGUAUCGGCUACUAUACUGGCUAGCUUGCGGAUCGAUGACGUCUGAUCCGCUUUUGCGCUACCUUCGUACGGUGGACGACUUCAUUUUCAGACACACGUCACAGUUUCCCAUUGAAAUCUUCCGGAAGAAGGGCGAAUUAGACUUUUCGACACUCGUCAUGCACGACUGCUUGGGAUGGAUCAUGAAACUGUGCGCUGUUGAACUGAAAUGUUUGCUCGACGGUGGCCAAAAGUCGCAGAGCGACCGUUUUUUCCCGUUACUGACGGAACUUGAAUGCGAGGGAGGAGACAUUCUGCCAUAUACGGGAGCGCAGCCAGAAGAAGCAGGUUCUUUGGCACUUGCCGACGAUAACUACGAAUAUCACACUGAACCACGACUUCUUGCUUUCCUCGACCCCUCGGUCAUUGCGGAGUCCACUUUCUCGCCGGUCAGCCUAAAAUAUUUCAACGGAACAAAGCUGUCUCAGCUCAUCGCUGCAUGUACGUUACCGACCACAAAGGGUUACAUGCAAUGUGACGUCAGCCGCUUGCACGAUCUUUUGUCUUCCGAAACGUCAUGUCUGAAGAGCGUGGGAAUGGAAGACCAAAUUCAGGAAGUGACCAAGGAAAGCGAUGCCAUUUUACAAUCGGUGGCCGUCUACAACAGGUGUCAGCAGACGAACUACGUACGGAGAAUGUGCUUUGAUGGAUGGCGCCAGCUAGCGGAAGUCAUAUUUCUGUCGCUUUCCAUCGAAAACUGCAGCACGCAACGGCAGAUCAGUUUUGUGACCACUUUGAUCAAUCGACUUCUCUCAAAGGAUCUUUCGGGUCUUUACGUGCCUUUGGCAAAAGUGCUGUUCAUAAUGGUCGUUGCGAUACAAAAACUGACCAUCUCAGGUACCGAAGUGCCACCAAUUUCUCUGCUGUCCAUGCUUGGCGAAGAUGACACCCUGGCAACUGCAAAAAGCGGCAUAACCGUGACAUUUCCGUUUCUGGAGAGUUUCAGUGUUCCACUGACGACCGAUUUCAACGGCCGUCUGCUUUGUAAGGCGUGGCAGCGAAUUCUUAUGACAUUGAUUAAACCUGGUAGGUCGUUUAUUUUUUCGAGGCAAAGGUUGUUCAUUCGAUUGAGCUUCUCACUCACAAUCUAAAG